Molecule: messenger RNA, 537 nt
Organism: Photinus pyralis (common eastern firefly)
Lineage: Eukaryota; Metazoa; Arthropoda; Insecta; Coleoptera; Lampyridae
Exons: 4
Coding region: 4-414 (136 amino acids)
Source: RefSeq, a predicted model, not a curated record
AUCAUGUUCUAUAUGGCUGCAAUAGUCAACGUUAUCCGGUCUGACCCCGCGAUGGGCCCAGUAGGUGCAAUGAACAUAAUGGUUCUAGAGUCCAAACCUGAAGAUGUGUUUGGAGAUGAUGUGAUCUUUAAUCCCAAUUUGAAAUCAAUCGAUUAUCACGGAUCAAAAUCAUUUUCCGCCAAUCUGACGACAAAAAUUCAUUUAGAUAGCUCAAUUACCUACAAGCUCGAACUAUACCAGUGGACAGAUUUUGGAUGUAGUUUCGUUAUGAACCAGAACGACAAUUUUUGUGCAAGGUUUCCAAAGAAUACGCCGCAUCUUUGGGAAAACGCCAUGGCUGCAUUAAAACCGCCCGUUACGGAGAAGUUCCACAUUAGGGUUCUUAUACGCUCGAAGAUUUUCAAGUGCACUUGAGCGACUAUCCGAAGUUCAUUUUAUAUUACGGACACUUUAAGGCCACGAUUAAACUAUUUGCUGGGCUAAACCCCAUUAUCAGUAUGUUUGUGGAGGUAAUUACCCAAGCGGCGAAAUGACGGG